AUGGCCCAUUCAGCGUCGUCAUCGACAUGUGUAGACUCUUGGAGCGCCAGCCACGGCAAUCCAGAUGAGUGCGAAGAAGAUAAGGACUGGGAUUGGGAUCAAGUGUCCGACGAAACUCUCGCCAUUCCAAAACUAGAGCCGAUCGACGAUGAUAUCAACCUAGAGGAUGUGUGCGCGGCCCCCCUAUCGCAAACGCCGCCAAACGAAAUCCUUGGAGCCUCCCAGCUAAAGCAAAAGAGACCCCGGGGACGACCGAGGAAACAUCCUCUCACCCCAAUGGUCAACACAAAUAAAGUCACGAAAGGCCGUUCGAAGACAGGAUGCAUCACUUGUAGGAAGCGCAAGAAGAAGUGCGAUGAGGCAAAGCCAAGAUGUAUGAACUGUGAGAAAAACGCCGUCGUUUGCGAAGGAUAUCACGAAAAGCAGGUCUGGAAGAGUGGCAGAGAAAGGGCUGAAGAGGCAGAGCGACAACGGUGGGAGAAUCUACCCAUCAUUACAAUGCAGCCUAUCUUUCACGGUGUGGAAACCACCGAGGACAAGAUAUUUUGGAAACACUACGUCAACCACUUCAGCAAUGUGUUAACUGUCGAGGGAGAGGCCAAGAACGCCUUCAAGGACAUCAUUCUGCAACUUGCCAAUCGGCAUCAAGGCCUGAUGCACUCAAUACUUGCGGCCAGCAGCAAGCACAUUGACUGGGAUACGCCUUAUGGCAUGAAAAUCCUCCAGAACAACCCGUCUACGAGCAAGGAGACCUUAGAGCAGCGCUCCGAAUUUCACCAUGACGAGGGCAUGAGACGAAUGUAUGCCGAAAUGCAGGAGAUGGACGAGGACGACCCGGAGUACAAAACCGUUCUCGCUGCACGGUAUGGCCAAAUGAUGUGCCUGCUCCUCCAGACUCGAGCUGAAGGCAAUCCACGGGGCGACCAUAGGGUCCAUCUACAGGCGUACAAAAAUCUGAUACAGAACUCGCCUCCCGAGGAUUCAAACUUCUUAACGUUCAUUAUGGAGUUUUUCCAAUAUCACAUCUACGCUGACGAUCUCUUCUGGUACCCUGAGAAAAAGACUGAGCGUCUUGCGACGGAAGACUGGGAACCAACGGCGCCUAUUCACCCCCCGCGCCUCCUGGGAGUCGCUGACGGACUAUUCCGCCACCUUUCUGAAAUUACCAGCAUUCGAAACGUCAUUCGGGUGAACAUGACCAACUCCGUCGACCCCUUGGUUGACUACACCAGUCUCUACAAGGCGGCCGAGAUCGAUGCCGCUAUCCGGGAGUGGACUCCCCGCUGGCCAUCGGGUGAUAGCCGGGAUCGUGUUGGGCUGCUAUACAAGCUAAUGCUAUGGGUUUAUCUUUUCCGAACAAUAUACCCUCCUUCAUCUUUGCCUGGCCGACGCAGCACUAUUGGUUCACUACCCACAGUGAUGUUUUCAACAAUGUCCACGAGCACGAGCUCUCAACCGCGGCGAGCCUCCAUGGCUGCAUCCAUAGGGCCUACAGCCUCGUCUCCGCUCAUGGGAGCGACUAACAUUUUCUCACGUUCGCAAAAAACACACAGCGCCCCCUCUACGCGGCAUCCAUCAAGAACCAGCUCCAUGCAUGAGGGUGACCCGAAGACGAAUACCGCGCCCGGGUCGCAGAAGCAGCGGGCUUCAUCUCCACCUCCUGCUCGCCGACCAGCACAGGAUGACAAGCGGAUCACCACGGCAGUCGAUGAAGCGUUAACCCUCUUGGAAACAUUCAAGCCCUCUGAUCCCUCACAGACCCUCCUUCUGAUCCCAUGUCUAGUAAUCGGAACGGCCUGCUUCGAACCCGACCAGCGGUACCGAAUCCGAGCAGCCAUCAGGGCAGUGCGAGGGUAUACAGGCCUGAAGAAUUGCGAUCGAGUCCUAGAACUGCUUGAAGAGGUUUGGGCGCUCAUGGAUCAAGGCGACUGGGGUGCUGUUUGGGAUUGGCAAAGAGUCGCCAGACGAAUGGGUCUUGACUUCCCUUGUGCAUGA
Molecule: messenger RNA, 1995 nt
Organism: Trichoderma asperellum CBS 433.97
Lineage: Eukaryota; Fungi; Ascomycota; Sordariomycetes; Hypocreales; Hypocreaceae
Source: RefSeq, a predicted model, not a curated record